AUGUCAACUAACUCUACCUCUGACAGAUUUCCAAAUCUGUAUUGGUCAAUAGAUUAUGUUACAGGGUUAAAUAAUCUUAAAUCUCAAUCAUUCAAAUCACUUAAACAAUUGCAUGAAUUGAGAAAAUUAGUAUUUAAUUAUAUGACUUAUUAUCAUGCCAAUAGUGAAUUUUUGAAUAAAUCAAGCAUUGAUCUAUUUCCAGUGGAAAGUACUUUUUUACCAUUUGAGUACAAUCCUAGAUCCGUUUCAAACACUCCUACCACAUCACCCUAUCGGAAAAGAAUAGUAUCCAAUGAAACAACCGUGUCUAAACAAGAAACAAUUACACCUAAACAUGAAACCACCAUGACUACUGCUUAUAGUGAAUAUAUCGAUUACAUGUCACAAGAAUCAACAAUCUUAUUGAAUUUAACUUCAAUUAUUGAUCGUGACGUGCUUCAAGAUAUCACUAUGUAUUUGAAAUACCACGAACCCAAGAUCCAUCAACAGUUUACCCGAUUAGAUGAGGUUUAUAAUAAUUAUUUGAAGAGUUACAAGAACAUUGAAAGAUUGAAAUCAAGGCACAUUGAACAAUUGAGGUUGAAGGAGUUUUCUCAAUCUCAAGUUGAACAAACAAAAAGUAGUCCCGAAGAAACAGUUGAGGACCAACUGCAACAUUCAUCUUCAUUUGAAGAAUCUUAUGCCGACGAAGAUUUAGAAGAUGAGGAAAUUGACAAUACUUUUGAUUUGAGCUUCCCAUUGCAUAUAGGCACGGUUGUUGUAUCUUCAGCAGAAGAGUUGCAACUAAUUAUGAACCAAUUAAUAACCAAAGUCCCUAUUACUAUGAGAAAGAUCCCUUUACCCGGUUAUAAGAAUGAAAUUUUCAAUAGUGAAUCAAUAUCGAAAGUUUUACUUACUAUACCAAUCAAAGGGUUUAAACCUUCAAGAUUGAACAUUGAAAAGUUUGGACAAGGGUUACUUGAUUUAAAAUUAAUGACGAGUAGUAAUUUUUUCAACAAAAAAUUUAAAAGUGAAGGAAUGUGGUUUGAAUGGUCUGAUUUGGCCGUAUACUUUGCCCAGUUCAAAUCUUCACUGGCAGCAUCAUCAGUAAAAGAUACCAGUAGUAUAGGGUCAAACACAACUUCAACUACUAAUAAAUCAAGUGCAAUUUCUUCACCAAAAAAUGGUCGAUCUAAGUUUAUUUCUGACAUGGCUGAGACCACCACCAGAUUUAAUGCCAUGUUUAAUAAUGUUAGAAGUUCGAUAUUGAAAACAAAUCAUGCGGAAAUACUUGAAGACAUAGAAGACAGUUAUAAUGAAGAAAUCUUGAAUUUACAAGAAUUCAAGUAUUUAUUAGAGAAUGGAUUAUUUGAUUUAUCUCAAUAUUUAGAAAAAUUUGAAAAAAUGAAAAUAGAAAUUAUUUACAAGAGUUUAUCAAGAUUGCUGGAAAUUUUAUUGAAAUUCCAAAAGGAACAAACUACCAAAUUAGAAGCUUUUUCAAACAAUUUUAUUCGAAACAUUAAUAAAUCAGAAAAUUAUCUUCAUGAUUUUAAUAAAACUAUGGAACAUUUUAGCACUGGAAUAUAUUUCCCAAGUGUAAUUACACCCGACACCAAUGUGAGAUCGACCAGUAUUGGGACUAAUUAUCAAAAUUUGAAAUAUCAAUUUGAUUUAUAUAAAGAUAUUCCAUUACAAUUACAAAAUAAUUUCAAUUCAGAUAAUGAGUCGUUAUUAAGUAUUGCGUCGAUUCCCUAUAUUUUAUACCAAACAAUAAAAAUCAUUGAAGAGAGAAGCAAUGAUAAUGUUGAAGUUGUUAGAAAAUUAUGGAUGGCACCAAUUGAAUAUCAAAGUCAAUGGAGAAUAAAGCAAGACAUUAUCCAACUUGUUGCUGAUUAUACACCAGAUUUGAAAAACGAUAUUUCCAAUAAAUAUUUGAUUGAGCAAGAAUUUUGCAAUCAAGUGUUGAAACAUUUAAAGGCUCAAAAGACCAAUGACGUGAUAAUUUUUGUUAAAAAUUGGUUACUUGAAAUUAGCGAUUCUAUCAUUCCAUUUGUUAUAUUUGAUAGUUUGAUGAAUUUAUACAAUCAAGAGAACGUUGCAGCGGCCGAUUUAAUCAAGCUUCUUUCCACUAUUCCUAGAAGUAAUUUGGCGUCAUUAAUUUAUGUUAUUGAAUAUUUUGGUAAUUUAUUUGCCCUUGGUAGUAUUCCGAAUUAUGAAAUUUCAGAUGAAUUACCAGAAGAAUCAUUAUUGGAGUCAAUAGAAGAAGCCAGCAUUGUUCAAGUUUCCAAUGAAUUGAAUUCAAUGGAUACUAUUGGAUCUAUACCUAUUAUGCAUUUGAUUUUAAGACCAUCAACUUCAAAAAAUUCUACUGGGUUUAAACCACCAUUGGAUAAAUAUAAACGUAUAAUGGUUGAUAUUUUGAAACUUGAUGUGCGGACUGAAUUAUUGAAACAUUUGAUUGAACAUGAAAUUAAUUAUAAAUCUAAAAAAGAAGCCGAAAAAUUACAAGUUAAAAAGAUUCCAGUACCAGUACCAGUACCAGUACCAGUAUCAGAAUCAGAAUCUCCUCAAACUCCACCACAGGCAAAAGUGGAUUCCAUUGAUAGAAGUACGCCAGCGAUUGUACAUCCACAACCAACUCAACCAAACAAGCAAAAACGUCCAGAAAGUGCAGAAUUCACUUUGAGACCUUUUAGGACAAGACCAACACCGGUUCCAAGCCCCCAAUCAUCACCUAAGCGUGGCGCAUUUCCAACUUUUACUGGCUCAUUGAGCUCUGGAGCUUCAACAACUAAACUGCCAACUCCACCACUAUCACAACCUACAACAACUAACCAAUUAUUGCCAGCUGCUUCACAUCAUACUAAUCGUGGACGUAGUUUGAGUAACUCAUUUAUUACCCCUAGAAUUGAGAUUGAAUUUGAAAACUAG
Molecule: messenger RNA, 2910 nt
Organism: Candida albicans SC5314
Lineage: Eukaryota; Fungi; Ascomycota; Pichiomycetes; Serinales; Debaryomycetaceae
Exons: 1
Coding region: 1-2910 (969 amino acids)
Source: RefSeq, a predicted model, not a curated record